AUGCCUUCCUUCAAGACCUUCGCGGACUUUCAGAAGAAGGCACAGGAGGUCCACUCCACUCGUGCGGACGCAGGGGAGGAGGCCAAGCCACAGCAGGAAGAGUUGCGAAUCGGCCUACCCGUGCGGGUGAAAGGCCUCCAAGCACGGCCGGAGUUGAACGGACUGGAAGGUGUCCUCACUUUCUUCGAUGAGCAGAAGUCGCGAUGGCAGGUCGAGCUCAAGAACGGUGGGGGCGCGAAGCUCUUUAAAGCGGCGAAUUUGGAGCACUACAUCUCCGACCAGGACGCCUUGGAGAUAUUGAAGAGCAAGCCGGUCAUCAAGGAGGCCAAGGAGCCAGCACGAGCUCCAGUGGCACCCAGCGCGCCAGCGACGGCAACGCCCAGCGAGGCAGCGCCCGAGCCGACGGGCGCAGGGGCGCCGAAGUCCUUUCUGGAGCGCUCGCGCUACGGCAAGGCGGAGGGCCCUUCCGCAGCCGCAGUGGCCGCGGCGGCCGCUGUGGCAAAGGGUGGCAAGGCCCCAAGCGCCAAUGACGACCAAAGCGACACGACGCUUCCGGACGAGGUGGAUGAAGCAGCAUACGCUGUCCUGUUGCACGUCGUCCGUUACAACAAGAAGCAUUAA
Molecule: messenger RNA, 621 nt
Organism: Symbiodinium natans
Lineage: Eukaryota; Dinophyceae; Suessiales; Symbiodiniaceae
Source: the annotation of a GenBank genome assembly